This is a messenger RNA of Gambusia affinis (western mosquitofish), 1449 nucleotides long. It is a transcript of the gene rbp4l, whose product is annotated as retinol binding protein 4, like. The transcript is spliced from 5 exons. Gene Ontology annotation, molecular function: retinoid binding; retinol transmembrane transporter activity. NCBI's taxonomy places the organism in Eukaryota, Metazoa, Chordata, Actinopteri, Cyprinodontiformes, Poeciliidae. The coding region runs from base 79 to 669 and encodes 196 amino acids. The record is from RefSeq and is a predicted model, not a curated record.
UGACCUGCUGCAGAGCGAAUACAUCCACACCCAGAACUUUGAUUUUUAAUCUUUGCUGCUACUCUUAACCCAAACAGAAUGGGAUCCUUUAAGCUGGCCCUGCUGCUGGUCUUUGUGUCCUGCGUUGAACGCAGUCUGUCUGCCUCCUGCAUUGUAGAUAGUUUCUCAGUCAAAGAAGACUUUGAUCCAAAGAGAUAUGCUGGGAAGUGGUAUGCUCUGCAGAAGAAAGACCCAGAGGGGCUGUUCCUGCAGGACAACAUCUCCGCUGAGUACACCAUUGACGAUGAUGGCUCCAUGACUGCCUCUUCUAGGGGACGGGUCACCCUGUUUGGCUUUUGGGUUGUCUGCGCUGACAUGGCUGCUCAGUACUCUGUACCUGAUCCUGCCACCCCUGGCAAGAUGUUCAUGAACUACCAGGGCCUGGCCAGCUACCUCUCAAGCGGAGGCGACAACUACUGGGUGAUCGACACCGACUAUGACAACUAUGCCAUCACCUAUGCCUGCCGCUCCCUGAAAGACGACGGCAGCUGCGAGGAUGGCUAUGCCCUUGUGUUCUCCAGGAACCCCCGUGGCCUGCCUCCAGCAAUUCAGCGCGUCGUCCGUCAGAAACAGGAGGAAAUCUGCAUGGCCGGACAGUUCCAGCCCGUUCUGCAGUCUGGGGCCUGCUGAGCAGAAUCCAAGAAAGAGAAACGGGGAGGAGAAGCAAGUGCCAGUCAGAUGCUGUCUUUGUGAAUAGAAAGCAAGCAGAGGGAAAAACCUGAGAGCAUGUUUGUGUGGUUAAUCUAUGACAGUGAUGGAGUUGAAAAAUGCAAAGAAAUUGACAAAAGAAGAAUAUUUCUCUUCUUCAUCUUUUUAUGAAUUUUUCUUUGACCUUCACAUAUCCAUGUAUUAUUAGUAUUAUGAUUAGUAUUUUGGCCAGAUUUCUCUUGAAACAGAGAUGCAAUCUCAAUGAGACAAUCCUGGUUAAAUAAAGGCUAUAUACAGACAUAAAUACAUACAUACAAAAGAAAAAUUUUACUUUGCAUUAAUGUUUCUGACUGAAUGUGACAAAAAAAAUAAAGAUUUUUUUUUUACACAAAAUGCUUCAAGAUUUUAUUUAUUAAUUAGAAAUUUAAAUGAAUAAAUUGGAUUGCAACCGUGUUUUGGUAAAUUCCAAGUACAUAAAUCUCGACACUUGCAAAAAAAUAAAAAAAUUAAAUAAUAUAGUUUUUUCUGACAAAUAAAACAUAGUUUUAGAACAACUUUUGGAUAUGUCCAAAUCUGUUUUAUAGAACUUGAUCUUUGUUUUUGGUUUAUAUUCAUGAUAAAGCACAUACAUUAUGCUGUCAAACGUAGAUGUUUAUUUUUGGCAAGAAAUGAGGUGGACAUCUGCAAAAAGAUAAGACAAUGUAAAAGGAGAGUUAAUCUUGAAAUAAUAAAACAUUUUUAUUUUCAUUUCUCUGAGAAAAA